Molecule: messenger RNA, 1098 nt
Organism: Encephalitozoon hellem ATCC 50504
Lineage: Eukaryota; Fungi; Microsporidia; Unikaryonidae
Exons: 1
Coding region: 1-1098 (365 amino acids)
Source: RefSeq, a predicted model, not a curated record
AUGGGCCUUCUAAGGUUGUUCUUUAAUGCAUUGGUUGCGCAUGUUUCUGGGGACAUGGCGAGCGGCCAUGGGGAUACUAGUGCUACCGACGGAGGUCUAGCAAUUCCCACAAACCUGAACAGAGAGAUUCUGUAUGAAAGCUUCAUAUCCAUAGACUCUCUUGUGUUUAUUUCCGAGAUGAACCAGUUUACCAGUGAGUAUAUGGAGGAGUUUGUGAAGAAGACUGUGCUUGUUGCGAAGGAACUUCUGGUUGAAAACUCUUCUGCCUUCAACCAAUUCAACAAUUAUCUGGACAAGGUUGAUGGUGUUGGGAAGGACCUGAAAGAUGCACUGGAGCUUCGGAACAAAUACUUCAAUAGUGACAGAUCAACGAUAGGAAAAGAGCUGUCUGCGGAGAAGUACAGAGAGCUUAGGUCCAGGACAAAUGGAAGGAUCCCGAAGCUGUACUAUGAGGACAAGGACGAAGAGUAUGUACAAAUGAUGAAGAGACUCAUGAAUGCCAAGCACGAGGACGACGGGAUACAUAAGGCAAUCAACAGGGAGAUGGCUGAGUUUUACGGCGAGAAGACUAAGAUCUCAAAGACGCUCGUGCUUGACUCUAGAAUCAGCCUCAGCAUUGGAGGAUCUAUAUUUGCGCCUGGGGUUCUUGUUGGUGUAGUCAAGAGUCUGGCUGUUCCAAAUGUAUCGGAGGUAAUCAACAGGGUAGUUCCAAGGCUUGUUUCUCCGUGUGAAGACCUUAUAUCCAAGAUGCACUUGAAGUCGUCCACGGAGAGGAGGUCUCUUGUGAUGGACUUCCUCUAUGGAUGCCUGGAGCGGAGGAACGGCCUGUUCAAGGAGAAGAUAGACAAAGCUUUCGAGGAGAGGACAAAGAUAUUGGAUAUUUAUUUGAAGGGAGAUUCAAAGGCACAGGAAAAGCUUCGAAUACUUGAUAAAUUUCAAGAAGACGAGAUCAACAAGUUAAUAUCUGUAUUUAAGAACAUUAGAGAUGAAGACCUAGUCCUGAGAAUAGACAGGCCUGUAGUCGAUGCGUAUAUAAACCUCCUUAAAAGCAACCAAAAACCUGCAAAGGAGCAUCUGUACGACCUUUUUAAGAAAUAA